This is a messenger RNA of Lactuca virosa, 465 nucleotides long. The record is from the annotation of a GenBank genome assembly. Lineage: Eukaryota; Viridiplantae; Streptophyta; Magnoliopsida; Asterales; Asteraceae.
AUGUCAGGUAGGCCAAACAUCAAGAGAAGAAUGGAUGCUUCAGAAAGGUCUAGAAAACACAGAGUUUCAAAGGCAGACAAAAAGAUUACUUGUGGCGUAUGCAAGCAUACAGGUCACAACAAAAGCACAUGUAAUCAAGUGGAAAGGAUACCCAAAGUUAGUGUCAUAGAGAAACAAAAGGUAAGCCAAGCACAAGAGUUAGUGAAUUUGCAAAAUGGUGGGGACGACGCAGUUAUGGUCGAUGUAGGUGAACAACAAAAUGUGCAUGCUAAUGCACCUGAACAACAAAAUGUGCAUGCUAAUGCACCUGAACAAGUGGUCGGGGUGAAUGAAGCUGUUGGGAAUGUGGCUAGUGCAGUAAAACCAAAGAAGAGAAAAAAAAUUAGAGAGAAUUCUAAAAAUGAGCUUGCUAAGGUAAUUGAAGGUGAAGGUAGCACUGCUACAACAACAAUUGAAUUGGAGUAA